Molecule: messenger RNA, 3183 nt
Organism: Nelumbo nucifera (sacred lotus)
Lineage: Eukaryota; Viridiplantae; Streptophyta; Magnoliopsida; Proteales; Nelumbonaceae
Gene: WNK3
Product: WNK family serine/threonine-protein kinase 3
Biological process (GO): protein phosphorylation
Molecular function (GO): ATP binding; protein serine/threonine kinase activity
Source: RefSeq, a predicted model, not a curated record
CUCUCUCUCUCCCCGCUGUAUCACCUUCUUUCCCAUCUGUUCCUUACCUUCCCGUUUUUUUCAAACGCUUAUUCGCUUCUCUGAAACCAAUCUGAGGGCCACCUAGCUACCCGUCCUUCUUCCUCCUAUCUACCUAUCUUUCUCUUCAUCACUUUGUUUCAUUUCUAAUAAUUGGAAUUCUCUAAAAUUCGUUUUUACUGUUCUUUCCCCUACACGAUAUUCGGAAGAAAAAAAAUCUUACUUGCUUUCGCGCUUUUGGCUGGUUUUCUAGUUUUCUUCAAUUCCUGUUUUGUGGCACCGAAUUAGGGUUUAUUAUUUGGCCUGUUUAUUUGACAGAACUUAGGGUUUAUUUAUUCAACUUCAUUUCGUUGAAUUUUCGAAUACGAGGAUGGGUGGAGAUUCGUCGUCAGAACAGGACCCUGACGACUCCGAUUUAGAGUUCGUGGAGAUCGAUCCUAGUGGUAGAUAUGGCCGGUAUCGAGAGGUGUUGGGAAAGGGCGCUUUCAAAACAGUAUAUAGAGCGUUUGAUGAAUUGGAAGGGAUUGAAGUUGCUUGGAAUCAAGUUAGGGUGGUUGACUUAUUGCGGAACUCUGAAGAUUUAGAGCGUCUCUACUCUGAAGUCCACCUUCUCAAGACUCUCAAGCACAAGAACAUUAUCAAGUUCUACAGCUCAUGGGUUGACGUAAAAAAUGAGAACAUCAACUUCAUCACUGAGAUUUUCACUUCGGGAACAUUACGCCAGUAUCGGAAGAAACACAAGCAUGUCGACUUGAGAGCACUCAAGAAUUGGUCAAGGCAGAUCUUGCACGGCCUUCUCUAUCUUCAUAGUCAUGACCCGCCGGUCAUCCAUCGCGACUUGAAGUGUGACAAUAUUUUCGUUAAUGGCAACCAAGGCGAGGUGAAAAUCGGUGACCUUGGACUGGCUGCUAUUCUUUGCAAGGCCCGCUCAGCUCAUAGUGUCAUUGGGACUCCAGAGUUCAUGGCACCAGAGCUUUAUGAGGAAGAAUACAAUGAGCUUGUGGAUAUCUAUGCCUUUGGCAUGUGCUUACUGGAGUUGGUGACCUUUGAGUAUCCCUAUGUUGAGUGUGCCAAUGCAGCUCAGAUUUACAAGAAAGUGACAUCAGGAAUCAAGCCUGCAUCAUUAGCAAAGGUGAAGGAUCCUGGAGUCAGAAGCUUUAUAGAAAAAUGUAUUGCGGAUGUCUCUGAGAGGCUCCCCGCCAGAGAGCUGUUAAUGGAUCCUUUUCUCCAGUCAGAUGGGGAGAAUGAAAAAGUAGGUUGUUUUAUACGAACAAACCCCAAUCACUCGGAUGGUAGCUAUGACAAUAUGAACACAAAUUCUCUAAAUGCUGGGGAGUCUGGAGGAAGUCGAGAGUUCAUGGUUGAAGGUCAAAGAAAAGAUAUUAACACAAUAUUCAUAAAAUUACGCAUCGAAGAUUCCACUGGUCAUGUUCAUAACAUUCACUUUCCAUUUGAUACUGAGGUGGAUACAGCAAUCAGUGUUGCUAGUGAAAUGGUUGAGGAGUUGGACCUUACAGACCAAGAUGUUACAACCAUUGCUGCAAUGAUCGACUCAGAGGUACAGGUCCAUAUUUCAGAAUGGGCAUCAAGAGAAGGUGUAGGAGAUAAUUCUGGUAGUGAAGUUGUAGUUUUAGUUAGCCCUGACCCUGAAACUAAUGCUGAACUAUCAUCAUUGACAAAGGACCCAGGUCAUCCUUCAUGUGGCUUUGUUCUUGAACGACUUCCUUCUGGCCGAAAGUACUGGUCUGACUCCCCCAAGGGACUUAGCAGAAGCUCUCGAUCUACCACUUUUGAAUCAAACUUGUUUUCUCAUGUAGAUUUGAACAUCAGUCUUGAAUGUUUGCCUGAAGAUAAUGAAGAAUUUCUUGAUAAACAUGAAAGCAACGAAGAUCCAAAUGGAGUUGCUUUGCCCAAACACUCAGAAGACCAUGCAGUUCUGAUUCCAGAAGGUGGAAGCUGCACUGAAAUCGGUACUUCAUCUGUGCCCUAUAAACAGCAAGAUGAAUCCUCAUAUGAUGAGACAAUAGGUAAAGAGAAAGACUCUGUCUUGCUUGUCAAUUCAGAGCUGGCCAGUAAUCAAAAUAGCAGAGGCAAUGAUGCGUUCCCACUGAAGCUGAAUUGUAUGGACAAUGAGUCCAAAAAAGUUAGAAUCAUUGUGGAGAAACUAGAGCAUCUAUUGGUAGAGCAGAAGAAGGAACUAGAUGAACUCCAGAGGAAACAUGAACAGGCCAUAGCAGAUCUCUUGAAGGGACUGCCUCCAGAAACUCGCCAUGAAGUUGUUACCUCAUGCCACUUGAAGGUUCAGGGUUAUGGAUUGCAUGGUGACUUACAUGAGCAUUCUGGACACUUUACAGAUUCAAACUUCUCCUUACAAAUGGAAACACUGCCAUCUUGUGGAGGAGAAUUUUCUUCCGUGCACAACCAUUGAGAUAGUUCUUUAUGUACACCUAUUCCCAACAAUCAUAUCCCCUCAAACAGGCUUACAGAUCCACCAGAAAUCUCAGAUGUUGUUCCUAGUUGGGAGAUCUAGGAAGCAGAAGUUACUAGCUAAAAAUCAAGCUAGAGGACCUUUCAUCAGUGGUAGGUCAAGUUCAUUGAAGGGGGAUUCAUCUUCCCAACGCAGGAUUGCAGGGAUUGCUGUCAUUUUGAGAGAUACAGCAAAAUUGUAGCUCAGACUAGAGAGUUCUCUUGAAUGGUGGCUCCAAAGAACUUGGACCAGAGGUUCAGCAAGAAGUACAUUCAUGUUAAGUGUUUGAUGCUGCUAGCAACAGGUUUUCGGCCAGAUACAGUCAUACGCUGUUAUAUGUGCAUGCCUUGAAGAAUUAGCAUCUUAUUUAUGAUCAGGUUUGAGGACCUUGUACAUCAUCCAGUGUUGUAUUAACCCAUAAACGGGUUGAGUGUAUACUGUACAGAACUAUAGAUGGUAGUCAUUUGCAUUAGUUUCAGGUAUGGCGUUGAAUUAUCAUUGUUUUGUUUCAUUACAUGGUCUUGCUAGUUAUUGAGUUUCUUUUUAUUUGUCCACCACUGCAUGUGACUUCAUAAUGCGGUUGGAGUGAUUGCUUUGAGUGUUUUGUUUUUCAUAUGGAAAUAGACCAUAAUUGUUAAUAAUAUCCUAUCAUGUAAUUGCCAAAGAGCAAAGAAUAAGAGGAUUAUUUUUUUUGGGUG